Messenger RNA from Xiphias gladius (swordfish), 2000 nucleotides. It is a transcript of the gene mul3, whose product is annotated as mitochondrial ubiquitin ligase activator of nfkb 1-A. The coding region runs from base 144 to 959 and encodes 271 amino acids. The transcript is spliced from 5 exons. Gene Ontology annotation, molecular function: ubiquitin-protein transferase activity. NCBI's taxonomy places the organism in Eukaryota, Metazoa, Chordata, Actinopteri, Istiophoriformes, Xiphiidae. Gene Ontology annotation, biological process: protein ubiquitination; organelle organization. The record is from RefSeq and is a predicted model, not a curated record.
CAUAUUUCCUAUUGGCUGAUGAAACAUGACGCCGAGUGGGCAAACAAGGAAAUGAAAACGACGCAUUUACAGGUUUUGUUUUCGAUUUACUGGACCGAAGUGCAGACCUGUUACAGUUUUACCCAUUAGUUUUAACAGACACAAUGGGUGACCUUCCUGUAAACCUGGUUUUGAUUGGUGUCGGGUCCAGCUUUGCCUUCUCUGGCCUGUUUUAUCAUUUAUACCAAGAAAAGAAAAAAGAGUUGAAAAAGCUGAAGGAAAUACCCAUUUUCAAACCAGACCAACAUCUGGUCCGAGUACUGAGAGCAUCUCCCCACAAGCGACUUCAGUAUGUCGCGAUAGAAGGUUUGGUCCAGGCAGACGGGGAGCCUCUGGCCAGCCGGUUUGUCCCACGAUGCUUUGGUGUGAUUCAGAAGCUAGCUGUGGAGGAACACUGGAAAUACUGGAACACUCUGACCAGGACAUGGAAUUCUCGGACAAUGAAUAGGAAGGAGACCAGCAACUCGGUGCCCUUCAGCCUGGUCAGCCCUGGAGCCUACAUCACUGACUUAUAUGUGAAGGUGCAGAACCCUUUGGAGGCCUCUGGGUGCUACCUGGAGAGGGUUUACUACAAAUUAAAACGUGCUGAGGAGGGCUUGGUGAACAUGGCGUUGCAGGGCCUCAGUGGGGAGAAACCUGUGGCAAUGGAGGAGAGCGAGGAGCUACUGCGGGUGGGGAGCCUCGUGACAGGGUUCGGGGAGGUGGUGCUGGAGGGAAGCCAGGUGAUGAGGCUGCAGGCACCACAGGACGGCCGCAAGUACAUCCUGGUGCCCACUGACUACAGGAGCUUUAUGGACAGACAUGAGAGUUCAGCCAGCAUGUGGAAGACGCUGACUGCCGUCACUGGCCUCACAGGGGCUUCUCUUCUAGCCGGGGUUAUUUACAACUUAGUCGGAAAAAAGGAUGACAGAUCGAAGUAGGCUUGAAGAGGAGGAUCCUGCAGGUUCGACGACUGCAAAAGCCGUGUCGCAGGUUUUUGGGCGUCUCAAAACUGCUUCAGGUGUUUUGUCAACUCAGCUUUACAGAUUCCAUAGCACGGUCACUGCUGCGACGUAUUUUCUUGUCAUGUUGUAACUAUGGUGGACGUGAGGGGCAAAACACAACAACAUUGGCCUAUACACUGUUAUAUAAUAGAGAACUUAACAUUUUAAAAAACAUAUUAACAAAACAGAAAAAGGUAGAAAAAAUAUUUCCUGUUUGUGAUGACACAGAACCCAAGUCAAUAAUGUGUUUUCUGUAACAUUGUCUUGUUCAGUGUUGUAAUUUAUCUAAAUUUCUUAAUGCGUUUUGUCAAGGGUUGUUGUAUUUUGCCCCUUGGGACCACCAUACCAAACGGUCCACUUCAGAGAAUUGUUACAACUUCUCAAACCUUUGAAUGUUUUUGAAAGUCUCUGUCAUACCCAAACCCUACACCUGAUGAUGCGAGCACAGACCGGCUAUUUCACUAGGCCAUAAAGGUUAGUGAUGGAACAACUCAGAGCAGCGUGCAAUCAAUGCAGAGUAUGAUUUAUUAACUUUAGAAGUUAAAAAAAAAAAAAAAAAAAUCAAUGCUACUUUAUCAAGGGAAUAUUUUAUUUUUGUAAUGACUGUCUUUUUUUUAAAUAUAAUUUUACAUAAGGGCUUUUAAUUUAAGGAGUUGUCAAAAAUCUAAUCAAGCUUUUAUUUUGAUGAUCUCUUUGCUAUUACUUUUCCAUACAAGGCUUUUACUGUAAAUCUGUUCAGAGAAAUAAUCCUCAAUCCGAGAUUCCAGUCCAGACAGGAUGGUGUGAAAUCCAAAUUUACUUUGAUUAAGACCAUAUCAAUUUAGUUACUAAUCUUCUACCUCUCAAAUCAUUGUUUUUACUCUUUUGUUUUAUAAGCUGCACUCAUUCUUCAGUUUGUAGAAAAACGGGCACCAAACAGUUGUAAACAAUUUUUUUUUUUAAAGAUGGUGGUUUUAGUUGCAUGUGUAAUAAUAAUAA